AUGAAGCAGAAGACCUGGCACUCCGAACCGGCACUCCCAAAUCCCACUUCUCUACCUCCCCCAUUAAUCGCAAAACAAGAACGCCAGGAUGGCGUGCAUUGUUGGAAGGCAUUUGUCGCCCUCGUCCCAUUAGUUGCCUCACUCUACGCGGUGCAUGCGCUACUUCAACUGUCGACUCGGACGACUUUCUCUCAGGCCCCACUUCGCUCAGAGUCGGUGGAUGGAGACUUUGACUGGUACGCACUCGAGCCCUCCUCCGACAUCCGAUGGGUCCCCUGCUUUGACAACCACGAGUGUGCCCGCGUCCUUCUCCCCCUCGACUACUCCCGCCCCACGGACGGACGGACGACCGCGAUCGCCCUCCGCGUCGUCCCUUCGAAGCUAAGGGGGACACCCGGCUACCGCGGCACCUUCUUCCUCAACCCCGGAGGUCCUGGUAUCGCAGGUGCCGCCUGGACUGGGGCGUGGGGUGCGGGGUUCGGGACCAUCGCCGGAGGGGGGUACGAUGUGUUAGGCUUCGACCCGCGCGGCACGGGCGCCAGCACCCCGCGGGCGAGCUGCUUCACGAGCGAUGCCGAGCGCAAGAUCUGGAACUCGCAGGCGGGGCACAGGCUCCUGAACGCGUCGGACGCGGAGUCCGUCGGGUUGUACCUGGCAAGGGAGAAGGCGGUGGGGGAGCGGUGCGCGGACAGGAUCGGGGGCGAGGACGGGAUCGGGAGGUUCAUGGGCACGGCGAGCGUCGCGACGGACAUGGCGGGGAUCAUGCGGAAGAUGGGCAUGGAGAAGAUGAACUACUGGGGAUUCAGCUAUGGGUCUAUCCUCGGCCAGUACUUCGCUGCCAUGUUCCCGGAUAAGGUCGGACGCUUCGUCAUCGACGGCAUAUACGACGCCGAGGACUUCCGCGCCGCGCAAUGGCACUCCAAUCUGGACGACGUGGAGGCCGUCAUCGACAAACUAUUCGAUCUCUGCCAUGAAGCGGGACCCUCUCGGUGCGACACCUGGGAGCCCUCCCCCGACCUCAUCCGCCAGCGGUACUACAACGUCCUCGACUCUGUGAAGCUUGACCCCGUCCCCAUCCCGCUAGCAGACCCACCCAUUGUGGUGACUGAACUUGCUCUCCUCAACCAGCUGCUCGGUGCCACGUAUGGCCCGAACUUCGCCUGGUCCACCAUCGCCUCCACUGUCCGCGCCCUCGAGACCCGCAACCAAACCUCGCUCGCCUCCCUCGCGCGUACCAUCGCGUCCCCUGUUAGCUGCGACGGCUGCGUCGCCUCGCCCGCGCCCUGGCGCAUGGGCAACGACGCCAUAUACCCCGUCACCUGCGGCGACGGCGACCCGCACGCCUUCGACCCCGAACUCUUCGCGACGUACUACGCCGCGAUCUCCGCCGACGCCCCGCGCCUCGCGCCCGUCUACGCGCGCCAUCUCGGCGCGUCCUCCCUGGCGGUUCACGGGCGCGCUGCGGCGCCGAACGGGACGGCGAGCCCGAUGCUCGUCGUCCAGCCGCGCUUCGACCCGAUCUGCCCACUGAGCGCGGCGCGGCGCGUGCGGGCACGCUUCCCGGGCGCGGGGCUGCUCGUGCAGGACUCGCACGGGCACUGCUCGUUCUCGGCGCCGAGCGUGUGUACGGCGAAGUAUGUCCGGGCGUACUUCGAGGAGGGGAGGCUCCCGGAGGAGGGCGCGUCGUGCGCGCCGGACGUCAAGCGGUUUGGAGAAGACGUCGGAAACGUGGCGGCCGGUGCGCUCUGGACUUCCGGUACUGUGCCGCAGUCGAUUCCAGUGGACCGGUUAGCCUCAAGCAACGCCGCCAUCGAGCGCCGUCAACUCAUACUCACCGGUGGAAAUUACGACAUUCUCGGCUUUGACCCUCGUGGAACAGGGGAGAGCACUCCACAGGCGAGCUGCUUCGACACGGACUCGGAGCGCAAAAUCUGGUUGUCGCAGGCUGGACAUCAAACUCUGAACGCAUCCAAACCGGAUACGGUCGGCCUCUACUACGCCCGGGAGCGCGCCGUUGGAGAGCGAUGUGCGUCGCGUAUCGGGGGCGAGGACGGCAUCGCGCGCUACAUGAGCACAUCAAGCGUUGUGCGCGACAUGGUCGAGAUCGGGAACCAAUUAGGGAAGAGAAGGUCAACUAUUGGGGAUUCCUACGGCACCGUCUUAGGCCAGUACUUCGCAUCGAUGUUCCCGGACAAAGUUGGACGGUUCGCCAUCGACGGCGUCUUCGACGGGUACAACUACCGUGCGGCCAAGUGGAGCUCCAACCUCGUCGACAUGGACGCGACCAUCAACUCUCUCUUCGAUUCUGCUACUUGGCGGGAGCCGAAAGUGUCCCCUCUGGGAUCAUCUGUCCCUCGCAUCCGUCGACGCUACUUCGACGUGCUCGAAGGACUCAAGGACAACCCCGUUCCCAUCUCCCUUGCAGACCCACCCAUACUAGCGACCCAGCUAUCAAUCAUGGCCCUGGCGGUCAAUGCCGCGUACAGUCCCCUCACAUUGUGGCCUUUCAUUGCGGCCACGAUCCGCGCCAUCGAGGACACCAACUCCACCUGGCUCGCGACCCUCGCGCCCAUCCUCGCGCCCAGCGCCGAGUGCAAGUGUGAGACUGCCCCCGUCCCCCUUGGCGUCACAAGCAAUGAAGCAUUCUACCCGAUCGCAUGCGGCGACGCAGAGGAGAACCCUUUCGACCGCGCGGCGUUCGCGAAGCACUUCGAAGAGCUCUCAGAGGUCUCUCCGCUAGCCGCGCCGGUGUGGGCGCGCAUCUGGCUCUCCUGCGCGGCGUGGCCAACAUCCGCGCGCUCUGUCUGGCGCUACAUGGGCCCGCUCGCCGCUCCGAACGGGACGAGGACCCCAAUGCUCAUCCUCCAGCCGCGGUACGAUCCCGUGUGCCCGCUGCAGGACGCGCGGCGCGUGCGGGCGCGCUUCCCGGGCGCGGGGCUGCUCGUGCAGGAGUCAUACGGGCAUUGCACGAUCGCGGCGCCGUCGCUGUGCACGGCGAAACACGUCCGCGCGUACUUCAACGACGGGACGAUGCCGGCGGAGGGCGCGACGUGCGAGGCGGACGUGUUACCGUUCGUCGGGAACGUGCGAGACAUGCGGGCGAUGAGCGCGGACGACGCGGCGUUGUUUUACGCGGUCUCUGCACUAUCUGAGGCGGUGCCGCGGUGGGGUAAUCUGGCUUAG
This is a messenger RNA of Epithele typhae, 3183 nucleotides long. RefSeq names its product TAP-like protein-domain-containing protein. NCBI's taxonomy places the organism in Eukaryota, Fungi, Basidiomycota, Agaricomycetes, Polyporales, Epitheliaceae. The transcript has 9 exons. The coding region runs from base 1 to 3183 and encodes 1060 amino acids. The record is from RefSeq and is a predicted model, not a curated record.